AUGCCAUCUUUUGAGACUGCUUCCGAACUCUAUCAACAGGGUAACGAUUUGUUUGUGGACGAGGAAUAUGAAGCUGCUCUUGCCAAGUAUUCAGCAGCUAUUGAUAUGGAGGAGAAAGUUGAAUAUUUUGAGAAGAGAUCUGCUUGUAAUUAUCAACUCGGAAGACACAAAGCUUCGGUUGAAGAUGCCGAAAAAGCUAUUGCAUUGUCUUCCAAUACAUCCUUUAAUGGAUUCUUGAGAAAGGGUAUGGCUUGCUUUGAGAUGGAGCAAUUUGAAAAGGCUUUAGAAGCUUUUGAAAAGGCCUCCUUGCUCAAACCUGAUGAUUCCAAAGUUAAAACAUGGCUCCGAAAAGCUAGAGCAGAAGUGGAAAGUGCAAAGACUACAAAUACAGCAUCAACAACAACGACAAAUACUGGUACAACAUCAUCGGCUACAACUUCCUCUUCAUCAAGCACAUCAUCCAACACUCUUACUGUGACUCCUCUCAAGAAGAAGAUCAAAUGGAACUUUUUCCAAAUGGGAGAGUAUGCAGUUGUAAAUCUUUUGGGAUUGCAGCCUAUCAGCAAAGAAAAUAGACAUAUCGAAAUUCAACCAAGCAAAUUAAUUAUUUCACUGAACUUACCUCCUCAAGAGGGAGUACCAUCUACUCUAAAUGAUGAAGAUUUAACAAAUUGGGAGAGAACAUUUACGCUUUUUGACGACGUUAUCCCUUCGGAAUCAUCUAUUAUUCAUUUACCUUCCAAGGUAGAAAUUAAAUUGAAGAAAACUCAUGCAUCUAUCGACUGGCCAUCAUUGGAAACAAUUGAAAAUGCAAACAAAUUUGACCCUCAAUUCCAGACAGCAAGUGUCUUUGUUUCUCAAGUCGAUCCAAAGAAAUAUCCUACUUCAAAGAAAACUGAUUUUGACACUCUGGAUAAAAUUGGCAAGAAAGAAGAGGAGGAAGAAAAGCCUGAGGGUGACGCUGCUUUGCAAAAACUUUUUCAACAAAUUUAUUCUCAAGGAGACGAAGAGACAAGAAGAGCCAUGAUGAAGAGCUUCCAAGAAAGCGGAGGUACUGUUUUAUCUACAAAUUGGAAGGAGGUAGGAUCAAAGAAGGUUAAAGGAGAAGCACCACAAGGCAUGGAAAUGAAAUAUUGGAAUCAAGAAUAA
Molecule: messenger RNA, 1149 nt
Organism: Naegleria fowleri
Lineage: Eukaryota; Heterolobosea; Eutetramitea; Acrasida; Naegleriidae
Exons: 1
Coding region: 1-1149 (382 amino acids)
Molecular function (GO): protein-folding chaperone binding
Source: RefSeq, a predicted model, not a curated record